Trichogramma pretiosum is the source of this 554-nucleotide messenger RNA. Its product is annotated as 60S ribosomal protein L14. Gene Ontology annotation, cellular component: cytosolic large ribosomal subunit; ribosome. The transcript has 4 exons. Gene Ontology annotation, molecular function: RNA binding; structural constituent of ribosome. The record is from RefSeq and is a predicted model, not a curated record. Gene Ontology annotation, biological process: translation; ribosomal large subunit biogenesis. Bases 97 to 537 code for a protein of 146 amino acids. NCBI's taxonomy places the organism in Eukaryota, Metazoa, Arthropoda, Insecta, Hymenoptera, Trichogrammatidae.
GUAUAUUUGGUCCUCGAACGAUCCCACCAAGCCAGAUGUAUUUUUGACCACGCGAACUCACUAGUUCUUUUUUAACGGUGAUCGCAAAAGCCGAAAAUGCCUUUCGAAAGGUUUGUACAAAGUGGCAGAGUUGCCUACGUGAGCCAUGGCCCUCACAAAAACAAGCUUGUGGCCAUUGUUGAUGUCAUCGACCAGAACAGAGUUUUGGUUGAUGGACCAGCAUCCAAAAUUCCAAGGGGUCAGAUGAGUUUAUCUAAUUUACAUCUUACGAAAUUCCGCCUGAAGUUCCCAUUUACUGGAUCUACCAGAGUUGUAAGAAAAGCUUGGGCUGCUGAAAAAAUCGAUGAACAGUGGAAAGCUACUGUGUGGGCCCAAAAAGUAGCUGCUAAAGAAAAGCGAGCUGCCCUUAGUGAUUACGAUCGCUUCAAAUUGAGGAGAGCCAAACGCGUAAGGAAUGCAAUUCGUACAGAAGCCUUCUACAGAUUGAAGAAAGCUGCCAAAAAAGCAAAAGCAAACAAAGCAGCAGCCAAGAAGUAAUUGUUUUUUAAAAAAUU